Danaus chrysippus (African queen) is the source of this 288-nucleotide messenger RNA. The record is from the annotation of a GenBank genome assembly. NCBI's taxonomy places the organism in Eukaryota, Metazoa, Arthropoda, Insecta, Lepidoptera, Nymphalidae.
AUGUCGCUAGUGUCGGCCGACGAUGAGUGCAGCGGCGGGCGAGCUGGUGGAGUGAGGACGGCGCCGCAGCACGAGCCACGCGAACGAUACCAUCACGACAAUGAGAAGAAAAAAACUAAUGUCCCCAAAACAGAGUUAUUGAGCUGUCCCGUGGUGACGGCUAAUUGUUUGACGGACAGAGACGGAGAUAUAGAUCUACACGGGACGGACAGGGACGGAGAACCACCCUCUAUAAAUAAUCCGGCUCCUAAUGCGCAGGCGCCAGGUCAGCCCUUACUGAGAGACUGA